Procambarus clarkii (red swamp crayfish) is the source of this 713-nucleotide messenger RNA. RefSeq lists its product as uncharacterized. NCBI's taxonomy places the organism in Eukaryota, Metazoa, Arthropoda, Malacostraca, Decapoda, Cambaridae. The record is from RefSeq and is a predicted model, not a curated record.
AUGGUUAUCAUUCCCUUCAAACUUUGCUUUUGUGACCAGAUGAAGGCGUGCGUGGCGGCGCUGUGUGGAGUGCUGGCAGCGGUAGUGGCCGCCCAGGCGCAAGGUGCCGAAGACGUGGGUCAUCCCUCGCCAGCAGAGACGGAGGAGAGACUGGAGGUGGACAGGAGGCAGGAGAGACUCUUCGCUAUAUACACCACCACCUCCGUCAAGCGCCUCGCCACCACCACCAUCACCGCCCUCUCCACCUGCCUCAGUACCACCGCUUCGCCGGCGUGUCAGGGCCGCAAGAAGAGGACAGUCUUUAAAAAUCUGCUGCUGUUGGAGAACGACCGAAAAGACCCGUUCGGGGAGUUGGCGGGAAGUCAGCUCGAGCCGGGCGAGGUGGAAGAACGAGUCAAGAGGGAGGUGGUGAACAGGGACGGCAAGAAGCUGACCAUCUGGUCCACCUACCUCAGCACCCUCACCCUCACCUCCACCUCCUACCUCACCGGCACCACCGUCACCGUCACCGCCAUGUGUGCGGCCCCGGGCAUCACCCAGGGAUGCUUCGGCAAGUAGAGAGAGAGAGAGACAGGACCUCCUCCUGCCUGACGCCGCCACACGACCACUCGCUACGUCGACCAUAGACAUGAACUAAUCCUUCGUUAUUUAUCGCAUUUAUUGCAGCUAUGUAUUCUGGAUUCUCUUCCUCAUGUAUUAUAAGAAAAUUAGGU